CUGCUCUGCACCUGCUACUCGACUUUGAGGAGCUCGGAAGCUCUGUUCUCUUCCACAAAGACAAAGCAAAGGGAAUUCAAUCAGAGAGAAAAAAAAACGAUCAAGAUAGAGAGGAGGAGGAGAGGAAUAGGAGUGGCAUGGAAUUCAAACAUAAAUCAUUCAUACUUACAGAGCGGCGGUGAAUACUGGGGAAGACGAAGACAAGCUUCGUCGCCAGCGAUUGGGGAAGAGGAAGUCGAGCUUCGUGCCUUCGUCGGGCCUUCUGAUUCCUCCCCUUUUCCCGUAAUUGCCGCUAAAUUUGGUAGCGACCUCAAGAGGCCACUGCCGGCAAGGGAGUUGAGAAGGGAGGCUCUUUUUUGUUGGAUUGGGUAUGUUUGGCGAAGGCGAAGCUAGGGAUUACAACAAUUCGGGUUUUUGGGUCCCCGACGAAGCUAUAGUUUUAGCGAAGGGAUGGCGACUGCCUCGAGGACGAUGAUGGCGAUGCGGGAGUUGAGAAGGGAGGCUCUGAUUCACUGGGUUGGGUUCGUUUGUCAAAGGCGAAGCGGCAAAGGCUGGUCUGGCAUCUGGGAACUGGGAAGGCGAAUGUCCGAUAGAUUUUCUUCUCCACCAACUCUGUGUUUUGCGUCACAAGUGAAGGUAUCCUGUUUAACCGGAAUACCACUGUUAUACCGAAGCCUCCUAUACCGCUGCCGACAACCGAGUUUCCCGAUUAACAGUAUAACCGAUAACCGGUUAAACCAUUAACCGGGAAACCGAUUGGCAGUCUGCAAACUAUUAUUAAAUGCACUCAGAGCGCUCACACAUGACUCAAUUACUCGAACAUAGCAUUAAUGAUUUAAACUUGAUUUUCCUAAUUGGGGAAAUGUCUUCAACUUAUCUCUCCAUGUGCUUUUCUUGAUUACCUACGUUGGGUUUGCAUGAGAUGGUUGUG
Molecule: messenger RNA, 931 nt
Organism: Linum tenue
Lineage: Eukaryota; Viridiplantae; Streptophyta; Magnoliopsida; Malpighiales; Linaceae
Source: the annotation of a GenBank genome assembly